UAAAUAGACUUAAAGACUGGAUCAAACCGAUUUGCUGGUUAUUAAAAUGAAAGUGCGUGCGGGGGUGGGGGGGAAGAGUGGAGGAUAGAGCGGACGAGGGAGAGACACGGAGAGAAGUGAGAAAGUGCGUGGGGAAGUGGAUGAGCAGGCUGCCGGCAGAUGAUUGAGGAGACUGGAAGGGCACAGAGGGUAUUGAGUGAGGUGCGGGCAGAGAAUGGAGUGGUGCAGGGUGCAGAUGACAGCAGUGUCGAGGAGUGGGGUGUGAAGGAAGCAUCAUUCGGCGUCAUUGAAAGUGCCCAGUCUUUCAGUACAUUCCCUGCAGCCGUUGACUGAGCACACUGACCCAGCAAAAGCCGAGUGAGCAGCUGAUCUAGAGACUGGUGGCGACACCCUGGGUACGAAGCUGUAUUGAGAGAAAAGAGAGGGGAGAGUGAGAGCAGUCAACAUGAGAAUAUUUCAGUUCUCUGCCACUUUCAUCCUGUCCAUCAGCCUGACUAUCCUCCAGCUCGCCCAAGGGGAAAUAUGUGGACCCAACCCGUGUGAGAAUGGAGGCAUUUGCAUGAGGGGGUUGGCAGAUGAACCUUUUUCAUGUGAGUGUCCCAAUGGAUUCACAGGUCCCAACUGUUCUAGUAUUGUGGAGGUUGCUGCAGAUGGAGAAGAGUCAACUACAGCAGGAGCUUGCCAACCCAACCCAUGUCAUAAUGGUGGGAUUUGUGAAGUGAGUGAUAAUUACCGGGGUGAUACAUUUGUCGGAUACAUCUGCAAGUGUCCUGAUGGAUUCAGUGGAAUUCAUUGUCAGCAUAAUAUAAAUGAAUGUGAGUUUGAGCCCUGUAGAAAUGGUGGUAUUUGUACUGACCUCAUUGCAAACUAUUCCUGCGAGUGUCCAGGAGAAUUCAUGGGCAGAAACUGCCAAUACAAGUGUUCAGGCCCUCUCGGGAUGGAGGGGGGUAUUGUAUCGAAUCAGCAGAUUUCUGCAUCAUCCACACACCGAGCUCUGUUUGGCCUGCAGAAGUGGUACCCAUACUAUGCCAGACUGAAUAGAAAAGGCCUUGUAAAUGCCUGGACAGCUGCAGAGAAUGACAGAUGGCCAUGGAUUCAGAUUAACCUGCAACGCACCAUGAGAAUCACAGGAUUGAUUAGCCAAGGUGCUAAAAGAUUUGGCAGCCCAGAAUAUGUGAAAUCGUACAAGAUUGCUUAUAGUGGUGAUGGCAAAACCUGGGCGACUUACAAAGUAAAAGGCACCUAUGAGGACAAGGUCUUCCGUGGAAAUGUCGACAACAACACUCCACAUGCAAAUUCUUUUAAUCCACCUAUAGAGGCCCAGUACAUAAGACUGUAUCCUCAAGUCUGCAGGAGACACUGUACAUUGAGGAUGGAGUUGCUUGGCUGUGAAAUGUCAGGCUGCUCAGAGCCUCUGGGGAUGAAGUCAGGACAAAUCCAGGAUUAUCAGAUUACGGCUUCCAACAUCUUUCGGACCCUAAACAUGGAUAUGUUUACGUGGGAACCUAGUAAAGCCCGUCUGGAUAAACAAGGGAAGAUUAAUGCUUGGACAUCAGGCCGCAGUGAUCAGUCACAGUGGCUACAGAUUGAUCUGCUUGUUCCGACUAAGGUGACUGGUAUAAUCACCCAGGGUGCAAAAGAUUUUGGACACAUACAGUUUGUGGGUUCAUACAAAGUUGCCUACAGUAAUGACGGAAGGACCUGGUAUAUUUAUAAAGACAUAAAACAACAAAAGGAUAAGGUUUUCCAAGGUAAUUUCGACAAUGACACACACAGAAAAAAUGUAAUAGAUCCUCCUAUUUACGCACGAUAUAUUAGGAUCUUGCCCUGGUCAUGGUAUGGCAGAAUCACACUGCGGAUGGAGUUACUGGGAUGCACCGAAGAGUGAUGAAUACUGGCUAUUUUCAAGAAAGUUGUCCUUAGAAUAUCUCGACAAAAACUGCACAAACCUGUAAGAUAUCAAAGGGUUUUCAUGAACUAGUGUUCAGUUUGUGAUCGGCAUGAAUCAAGAUAUCUGGUCAAGGCCUGCCCUUUAUCAAAUUUUCAAAUGGUGAUUUUUCUUCCUUAAAAGUUUAUUUUCAUGUGCUUUGUUAAUUUAUACAUAAUGAAAAAAAUCUUUUUAUAAUUGCAAACUUUUCGUCCUUUCCCCGCCUCCAGCAAAAUUGAUUGAUAUGCAUAGGACUAAAAUCUCUCAUCAUUAUUGUAGGUGCCAUUAUUGUAUCCUAUUUAUUGUAAGCAUUUAUUUCUCUUUGGCUCCUGACAGUGAUAGACUUUUCAAUCAUUCAGUUUCCGUUCCUCUUUAUUAAUACAAUGUACCAGACAAUGAAACAAUUGAGCACUGAUAAAGUUUUCAUUCCACAAAUUAUGCAUGUCCCACAUUGUAAGAGGCAAUGACCGUCUCUAGGUGCCAUUCUUCCACAUGCAUGAAAUUAUACUUAAAAACCUUCCUACUUGCAAACUUGAUGAUGCAAGUGUAUGUGCAUUGGACAUAUAAUUAAAAUAUUAAAGGAGAAAACCAAGACAGUUUGUGACCCUAAAGAUAGAAGAACAAUAAAUUCAUGAAUACACAAGAUAAUAAAUGCUAAUGUGUGGGUAUGCAUCAGCCACCUUUUGUUUGGAGUGCAUGCCAGGUUUCCAAAGUCAAUCAUUAUUGUACUGCAUGUUGGCAUUUUCAAAUAAAGUAAUUCUGUUGAAAGUUUUUUUUUAAUCAAAAGAGAGGCAAUUAUUGUCUAGGAGAUUAAUUUAAAGGGAAAAAAAAGAUGUGUGGAUUUAAGAUUGAGUGAGCUAAUAUAAUGAGCUGUCUGUUCAAUCUUAAUAUAUUCAGUUAUGUUCUGAUUUGAAUAAAUGUAAAAUGACCUUUGUAUAUCAAUGAACAUACUACAUGAUGUCAUUGUAAGUCACUCAGUUUGAGUCAUUCGUUAUAUAGUAGCUUGAUGCAUACAGAUGGUAUUGUCCUACUGUUAAUUUUUGCAAUACAGCAAAUUAAAUUAUAACAAAGUCAUACAAAAUUCACACCUAUGUAAUGUGAUUCAGAUGCUGUUGUUUGACACUUUCAGAAUUAUUCACGUACUGAAAUAGUUCAGUUAUUGUGUUGGUUUAGUUUAAUUAUCAUAUCUGUUUUUAAAAGCACUUAUUACAGUCAAUAUAGUAUAAAAACACUAAACUUAUAAAAUAGUCAGUGUGUAUGAGUGGUAAGCAUCUGUUUAAUGAUAAAGGAAAAGGACCAUGUAGUGCACUGAAGCAUUAUUGACUGGGAUCCCUAAAUUAUUUGCGACUUGAAUAUUGGUGUUUAUAUUGUGUAUCUAACAUUAAUGAGCAUUUUAAAUAAGUACCAUUUUACUGUAAGAUAACAACUAAACCAUGUGUUUGGCAGUUCUGUUAGUUGUUGCCUCUGUCUAUGAAGCUAGGCUUUCACAUGUGGCGCUGUCAUGUAUAGCUUUCAUAUUUUUUUAGGCACAGGACUGUAACAAAGCUUGCAAAAAUAUCUGAUUGAAUGUUCCAGUCAAUUGCAUCUCUUUUAAUGCCCCGCAAUAGUAAUUUCCACCUUGUUCCUGGAUAAAAUGGCACAAACUUCAGAGCUUUAGUAAUGAGGAUAAGUACCCUAAACCAAACCACAAACUUUAUUACAACUCUGAUGCACACUAUUUAUUUAUCCCUGAUUUGAGAACUAAGGUUGCUGGCUAUUAUAUCACACCAAUCUCACAUUGACUAGGUAUGAUAAAUAUAUAAAUGUUAAACGUUUUGCAAAAUAUUCAUAAUCUGCACAGGUAAUUUAGAAGGUACAACAUUUUAGAAGUUGCAUCCUCAUUGCCAAAAUUUCAUUUGUCUGGUAAUGUUACUGAUAUUUCAGUUUAAUCAUAAUAGCUUUACAAGUCUCUUAAUUUUCACAAGAGCUACUUUAGAUUAGAAUAUUUCCUAUUUUCUGGAAUCUUUCCAGAGCUGCAGUAUCCUUUUUAAUGUGUCUCCAAAGGCUGACGAGUAUUAAAAAUGAUAGUUAUCCAAUAACAGAUCUUGCAGUCGUCUUUUCAAAUUCAAUUCAUAUAAUUGAGUUUUGCUGCUUAGAAUUUUGUUGGAUGCUGAAGAUGGUAAAACUUGUGAACCUUUUAUUCACUGCUUUUAUGGCAAGCUUGAAAAGAAAUGAAGUUACAUACCUUACACAAAAUUGAUUUAUCACCAAGAAGUCGGUCAGUCUGGCAUUUAUAAAGCUAUAUUUACAUAUUUGUCAUGCUGAGAAGGAGGCUAACACAAUCAGCAAGGGAGUUAACACAAUCAAAUUUUAUACGGGAAGUCUGACCUCCCCAGAAAGAAUACACUGCGUUAAGGUUUAAGGCAAUUUUCUUUUUCACUGAUGUGGAUAAUUUUAAAUUGGCUUUAUGAAGGACAACAAAAUAUAUGCUUCAUUUGUAGCUUUUGUAGAACAGCAGAGGAUUUGUGGAGAAAUCAAUUUUGCUACAAGCUAUUCAAAUCACUAGAUUGUUAGCAUGUCUUUGAUUGUACAGCAUUCCUGGCCCUGAGAUGCACUGAGUGAUUUAAGAAUAUAUUGAUAUGUAAAUGAAAUGAAAAGGAAAGUCAACCAUCAAAAUUAUAUUGGGCAUGGAGUCCAUAUGAAUUGAUUAAAUUCAAAUCUAUGGGAUUCAGACUGACAUAGCAUACGAAUGAUAAACUGUCAUUUGUGGUACCUGAUAAAAGGGAAGAUUUUCCCAAUAUACACACUUGCCCAUUACAGCAGCAUCAUGCUGUUUAUAAACAUCAGUUAGCGAAGUAUAACUUCUAAUUAAUAUUAUCACCCAAGCAACAAAUUAGCAAUUUCUUCCUCAGAAACAAGUUGGUAGACAGAUACUACAAAGACAAUGGAAAAUGUAUUAUGCAAUUCAUUCUUAUCCUCCAGAAGCCUACUUUCCCAUGAUUAUGCUCUAAACAAAAUGAAACAGUACUUUCCAAAUCAAGUUCAGAAUUGCAGAUGUGCAUACACAAGAUAGAAUACCGAAUACUGGAUUUAGGGCUGGAUUUUGGCUACCAAGUCUGUUCGCAAUAAUCUGGAAACUUCCCAACUUGCCUCAGCAAACAUACAUGGAAGUGAAGUAUGGGGCAAGGAUAUAGUUUUACAGUCAGGCCCACUGCCUCCAGAUGCAGAUCAUUUGGUGGGCACAAGCAAGGCAAGUCCUGAGCAAGCUGAUUAAAAGGCCCACUUUGGUUCUCUGGACACUGUCCCAGCUGCAUUAGAAGCCUUUUGGCCCUCUAGUCCUCAUUUCUCAAGCAUGGAACCACUAAGAAAAAAAAACAAAUCUUGAGAAAAAUUGUUGUUCUACCAAUCGCAUAAAUGUAAGUCAGACAGAAUCAGUAACUGGCUUCAAGGACUUCACACCUCUUAAUUUUUCCCAACUAAAAACUGAACCAUCGGCAAAAGAGAUUACAGAAUGAACAACUUAUUAUAACCACUUAAAUAUUCAAUGAAAUAAAGUCAAACAUUUCAGUUAUUAAACAUAACCCAACGCUGAGUUAAUGUUUCAGUUAGUCUGGGCUUACAACCAAGGGGUUUGAGUGUUUGAAGACUUUUGAUACUUUAAUAGUCUUUCUGUUUGACACUGUCAUAAGAUUGUCAGAACAGCAAUGUUUUUUUCAAGAUUGGUAUUUUAGGUUCUGAAUCAUAGUGCAGGUCUAGACACCACCUGUAAAGACAGAAACAAAGUUAAUGUUUUGAGUCUGAUAUAAGUUUGAAGAACAGUCAAAUUGGAUGCAAAAUGCUCACUUUAGUUUUGAUUCCACGGAUGUUGCCAGACCUGCUGAGAUUUUCCAGCACUUUUUGUUUGUAUUUCAGAUCUCCAGCAUUCACUGUACUUUCUUUUUUGUUGUAGAAGUCCACAACCCCAUGCAAAUGUUCUGGAGUCAUGUAUUUGAAUCCCAUCAUGGCAGAAGGUGAAAAUCAAGUUUGAUAAAAAUUUGGAGUAAUAAGCUAGCCAGUGGCAACAGUGCAACAGUUGUCUAUAAUUGUAAAAACCAACCUAGUUCACUAACCUCCUUCAGGGAAGGAAAUUUACCAUCCUUAUCUGAUCUGGCCUACAUGCCCGAGUCCAGGCUGAAAGCAAUGAUUCUUAACUGCCAAGUGUGCAAUUAGAAGUGGGCAAUAAAUGUUAGCCUAGCCAGUGACACCAACAUGCUGUGUGCAUUUAUUUAAAAAUACCACCAGUAGGGUGGUGUAUUUAUAAAGAGAAAGUUGCUCACACCUCAUUGAUAAGUGGCAGAAAUCAAUUUUGAAGAUGGUGCUACAGGAAGAGAAGCUCGACUUUUUGUAUUUUUUUUUAAAUGAAUGCACAGAAUGGACAAGUAGAGGCUGGUUCCCUCUGCUGCAGGUGCAGGCCGCUCUCCACAACCGUCAUUCCAACUCCACAAAAAUCUCUGCCAUAGAGUCUUAGGCAAAAAAGUUGUCUUUCAGUCAAUAGUAUCUGUGUCAGCUUUUUAAAAGAGUUAUUUAAUUAUCCUUCUGUCUGGUACUCAUUAACCAUAAUCCAGUACUUUCUUUCUCUUUCAAGUAUAUCCCCAAUUGCUUUUAGAAAUUCACAACUGGAUCUACUUCCACUGUCCUUUCAAAUAGUACAUUUCAUAUGAUAAGAGCUCAAUGCAUAAUUAAAAUGACCAUUUCCCCUGGUAUUAUUAAUUCUCAUAAAUAUUCAACUGCCCUGGGUUGGGAUGACCUCCUUAUCUGUACCAUUGUAAAUCUAUCCUCUGUUCUUCAAUCCACUUGUGAGUGCAAAAUAGACUCUGUCACCUUCAUCACAACCAUACAUAUUGUUGUACUGCUCUUUGAGAAAGAUGGGAAAUUGAUCAAAGUGGGGACAGAGUUUGGUGAUGAGAAAAUGUAUGAAUGCAUCGUUAUGGUGUAUUCUAUGUAAUUUCCAUGACUUCCUGAUUUUCCACUGUAAACCUGGUUGAAGAUUGUUGGGAUCCAAGUAAAUGUUUCUGCCACUUAUGGGCAUUUGAUGAUAGCUCGCGAAAGUUACAUUAGAUGGUUUGGAGAAUUAGGAAUAGAUUUGCUAAACUAGAAGUUAGUUACCUUGGUGUCACUGAUGGAACUGCUACCAAAUCACUUUCCUCAAAAAAGUGAACUAAGACACUAUUCAAACCAAGAAAAGAAAUUUGUGCAGCUCAAAGACAUAUGUCUGUUGUGAGUUAUUUCAGGACAUUUAUCAAUUUACCCAACUUGUGUGUGAAAUAGUUAAAGUAAUCAUUAUUGUUAAAGCUGUUGCCAAAAUGAAUAAUUUUGCAAGUAAUUUAUGCAAAACACUUUUAAAAUAUGUAUUAGCAUUGUGUGAUUUGUCCAAGGGAAAGUACUGAUAUUUGUGUUCAUUUAUAUCUCAUUCCUAUUAGAGAAGUUGACUUUCCAUUGUUGGACAUUACAAUAAGGUCUGAAAUGAGAUUUUGACUUCAAUUAUUUGAUGGGCUUGUUUUAUUCUUGUAUGAAAAUUACUCAUCAAUAUCUUGGAAAAAUGUGGCUUAAGACCAUCUUAAAGUUAAAAAGCAUAUUAAGCUUAAAUGAUGUCAUAGGGGAAAAGUAACCACUGCAAUCUUAGCAACUAUGUAACAUUACUCUUGUUUUGUAUUAGGCUUCAAUUCUGAUGGUUAAUGCAAAAUCCGUACAAGCUUGUAUGUUCUUCAGAUUAACAAUAAAACUUGGAAACAUCUA
This is a messenger RNA of Chiloscyllium plagiosum (whitespotted bambooshark), 7681 nucleotides long. It is a transcript of the gene edil3b, whose product is annotated as EGF like and discoidin domains 3b. Gene Ontology annotation, molecular function: signaling receptor activity; calcium ion binding. Gene Ontology annotation, cellular component: plasma membrane. Lineage: Eukaryota; Metazoa; Chordata; Chondrichthyes; Orectolobiformes; Hemiscylliidae. The record is from RefSeq and is a predicted model, not a curated record.